AUGCUCCUACCGUGCCGGUACCCUCUUCUUGGAGUUAUGGAUCAUUUCAUCCAAACAGUAGGUUCUUCAAUGCUUUAUCCAAUCCUCCUCAACAAAAUUAAAAAUGUUGUAAGAGAGAAAAGAGUUGUGCCUGAGGAUUAUUUCAGAGUAUUAAAGGAAAAGAAGGAAGUAGAAUAAAAUAACAAAACUUCAAAGUAGAAGCUAUUCACUGGUGGCAUUGGAAUUUCAGGUGUUGAAGGAAUAUCCUAAAUCGACCCUGAAAUGGAAGAUGAAGAAGCCAUUAAGUACAUUGAACUUCCCUAGGAGACUUUGUACCUGAUAGAUAAAGUAGUGAGAUCCAGGGCCAAGACUGGACCUAUUGGUGUAGAUAACUCAGAACUGAUCAAUAUCGAAUUGGAGCAGGAUUUCAGAAAUAAGAAUCAGUAUAUUGAAAAUUUAGUCAAUGGAGGCAAAAAACAAGGUAACUAAAUACAUUAGAGUACCACAAAUCAAGAGGAUAAGGAGAACAUUGACAAUCAAAAGUUGCUGGACAGACUGACGACUGCAGCUGCCAAGACUACUAACAACUUGAACAAUAGAAGCAAGAUGUCUGCUGCUAAUAGUCAACAAAAAAGUGUGAUAGGCGAGAAAUCUGCCAUGGCUGUUUCUCACGAAGAAUGGAUGAGAAGAAAGUAGCAUGAAGUGCAGUUGAAGGAACAGUUGAUUAUUGAGGCUAAGAAGGAUAUGCUUGAGUAGCUUAGAAGAAAGCAAGCAGAAGAACAACUUAAAAGAGAAGAAAAAGAAUUAGCAUUGAUGCAAUGGGAAGAAAGAAAAAGAUAGGAAGAGGAUUUAAAAAAAUAAGAACAGAUGCUAAAAGAAAGAGAUGAAAAGCUCCAUAAGUAAAGAAAGUAAAUCGCAUCCUACUAGUGCUUCAAAGAAUGGUUGAAGUAGAGUCUCAUUAAGUAGAGAGAGGAAAUGCUUAAGAAGAAAAUUGAAGAUCAAUAGAAGAAGGAACUGGAAGAGAGGGAGAAGAAGGCAAAGGCCAAUAUGAAAGUCAUGGCUAAGAUUGCUUAUAAGGAGUGGAAAGAGAAGAAGGCUGAUGAGAAUCGCUAGCAAAGAAAGAAAGAUAAACUAGAAAGGCGCAAUCGAUUAAUAAAUGGUGAAGUAGAUGGGGAUUACCCAGGUGGUAAUCACAAAAAAGGAGAAGUCAUGCUAGCUUAUGGUCUCAAUAAAAAUUUGAAAAAGAUCAGAGAAAGACCGAAGAGUGCUAAACCAUCUAAAAAGAAUAAGAACAAGAAAAAGGAGAUUCACUUCUCUUGA
Molecule: messenger RNA, 1299 nt
Organism: Stylonychia lemnae
Lineage: Eukaryota; Ciliophora; Spirotrichea; Sporadotrichida; Oxytrichidae
Source: the annotation of a GenBank genome assembly